Aspergillus homomorphus CBS 101889 is the source of this 1941-nucleotide messenger RNA. Its product is annotated as arginine--tRNA ligase. The transcript has 4 exons. Gene Ontology annotation, cellular component: mitochondrion; cytoplasm. Lineage: Eukaryota; Fungi; Ascomycota; Eurotiomycetes; Eurotiales; Aspergillaceae. The coding region runs from base 1 to 1941 and encodes 646 amino acids. Gene Ontology annotation, biological process: mitochondrial translation; arginyl-tRNA aminoacylation. Gene Ontology annotation, molecular function: ATP binding; arginine-tRNA ligase activity. The record is from RefSeq and is a predicted model, not a curated record.
AUGUCCUCCGCUGCCGACCUCGCGACCUCCGUCGAGGGACUCACCCUCCAGUCCACCACCGAGACCGCCAAGUUCCCCAACUGCUUCCCCUCCUUGAACCCCGUCGAUCUCUACAGAGAACACAUUGCUGAGAAGCUGGGCGCUGCCACUGGCAUUGACGCCGAGAAGAUCUACUCUCGCCUGUCAUGGACGAAUUCGCUCGACAAGGGUGACUUGGUGCUGCCGGUCGCCGCGCUCCAGAUCAAGAAGAACCCCCAGGAGCUGUGCAAGGAGCUCGCCGAGAAGUUCCCCGAAUCCGACCUCGUCCUCCCCCCCGUCCCCUUCGGCCCCCACCUCCAAUUCUUCUUCAAGCCUGAGAUCAUCACCUCGUCCGUCAUCAAGCGUAUUCUGAAGCAGAAGGCCUCGUAUGGUACCAACGGUAACCAGGGUCUUCGCGACCCCUCCGAUGCCUCCAAGGGCCGCAAGAGAAUCAUCGUCGAGUUCUCCUCCCCCAACAUCGCCAAGCCGUUCCACGCUGGUCACCUUCGCAGUACGAUCAUCGGUGGUUUCCUGGCCAACCUCUACACGGUCAUGGGAUGGGAUGUGAUCAAGAUGAACUACCUCGGUGAUUGGGGUAAGCAGUAUGGUCUGCUUGCCAACGGUUUCAAGCAGUUCGGUAACGAGGAGCAAUUGACCAAGGACCCCAUCAACCACCUGUUUGAUGUGUACGUCAAGAUCAACAACAUUGUCUCCCAGCAGGAGGGCCCCAUCAAGGAGCUCAAGGAGCAGAUCAAGGCCAAGAAGGAGAAGGGCGAGGACGUCGCUGAGCUGGAGCAGGAGCUGCAGAAGCUCGUCGACGUCAGUGAGGACGAGAGCGCCCGUCGCUACUUCAAGAGCAUGGAGGAUGGCGACCCCGAUGCCCUUGCUCUGUGGCGCCGUUUCCGUGAUCUCAGUAUCAAGAAGUACGAGCAGACCUACGCUCGUCUCAACAUCGAGUUCGAUGUCUACUCCGGCGAGUCCCAGAUCAAGCAGGAGAGCAUGACUGCCGCUUACCAGACCUUGGAGAAGACCGGGGUCUCCGAGAAGUCCGAGGGCGCUGUCAUCGUCGAUUUCACCAAGCACGGUGCUAAGAAGCUCGGCAAGGCCAUCAUUGUCCGCAAGGACGGCACGCCCCUCUACCUGACCCGUGAUAUCGGUGCCAUCACGGAGCGUGCGGAGAAGUACAACUUCGACAAGAUGAUCUACGUUGUUGCCGCCCAGCAGGAUCUGCACUUGGCGCAGCUGUUCAAGAUCACCGAGCUGAUGGGCCACAAGGACCUGGCCAGCCGCUGCCAGCACAUCAACUUCGGUAUGGUCCGCGGUAUGAGUACCCGUAAGGGUACCGUCAAGUUCUUGGACGAUAUCCUCAAGGAUGUGGGUGACAAGAUGCACGAGGUCAUGAAGAAGAACGAGGAGAAGUACAAGCAGGUUGAGAACCCCGAGGAGGUUGCCGACAUCCUGGGUAUCACCUCCGUCAUGGUCCAGGAUAUGACCGGCAAGCGUAUCAACGGCUACGACUUCAACCUGGACGCCAUGACCUCCUUCGAGGGUGACACCGGUCCUUACCUCCAGUACGCCCACGCCCGUCUGUGCUCCAUCGUCCGCAAGUCCGGCCUCAACGUCGAGGAGCUCGACGACGCCGACCUCAGCCUGCUCAAGGAGCCUCACGCCAUCGACCUGGCCCGCCAGCUCGCCCAGUGGCCCGAUGUCCUCCUCAACACCACCAAGACCCUGGAGCCCACCACCAUCCUCACCUACCUGUUCCGCAUGACCCACGUCCUGAGCUCCAGCUACGACAUCCUCAAGGUCGUCGGCAGCGAGCCCGAGCUCAAGAAGGCCCGCAUGGCUCUGUACGAGUCCGCCCGCCAGGUCCUUCACAACGGUAUGCGGGUUGUCGGUCUCAGCCCCGUCAACCGUAUGUAA